Molecule: messenger RNA, 13555 nt
Organism: Loxodonta africana (African savanna elephant)
Lineage: Eukaryota; Metazoa; Chordata; Mammalia; Proboscidea; Elephantidae
Gene: DARS2
Product: aspartyl-tRNA synthetase 2, mitochondrial
Exons: 17
Coding region: 1-1965 (654 amino acids)
Biological process (GO): aspartyl-tRNA aminoacylation
Cellular component (GO): cytoplasm
Molecular function (GO): ATP binding; aspartate-tRNA ligase activity; nucleic acid binding
Source: RefSeq, a predicted model, not a curated record
AUGUACUUCCGCUGUGGGCUAACUUUGCUAUACAAGAGCUUGUAUACACCCAUCGGAAGGACCCCUCAGCCCAUCUGGGGUUCUCUCUCCAGAAGUCUGGUACUGAGUCCACAGAGGAGAAUUCCAGAGUUCAAUAGCUUUGUUGCACGGACCAACACAUGUGGGGAGUUGCGUUCCUCUCACUUAGGCCAAGAAGUCACCCUUUGUGGAUGGAUUCAGUACCGACGGCAAAACAUGUUCCUGGUCCUGAGAGACUUCCAUGGGCUUGUUCAAGUUAUCAUUCCCCAGGAGGAGUCGGCUGCUUCUGUGAAGAAGAUUUUAUGUGAAGCCCCUGUGGAAUCUGUGGUGCAAGUGUCUGGAACUGUCAUUUCCCGACCUCCAGGACAAGAGAAUCCAAAAAUGCCAACGGGUGAGAUUGAAAUCGAAGUUAAAGCAGCUGAGCUUCUGAAUUCCUGCAAGAAGCUGCCCUUUGAAAUUAAGGACUUUGUGAAGAAAACGGAGGCUCUUCGUUUGCGGUAUCGCUACCUAGACUUGCGUAGUUCCCAAAUGCAGUAUAACCUGAGACUGAGGUCCCAGAUGGUCAUGAAAAUGCGGGAAUACCUCUGUAAUCUGCAUGGGUUUGUGGAUAUAGAAACACCAACAUUGUUUAAAAAGACUCCAGGGGGUGCAAAAGAGUUUGUGGUACCAUCAAGGGAACCUGGAAAGUUUUAUUCUCUCCCUCAGAGUCCUCAACAGUUUAAACAGCUUCUAAUGGUUGGUGGUUUAGACAGAUAUUUUCAGGUUGCCCGAUGUUAUCGAGAUGAAGGUUCAAGACCAGACAGACAGCCUGAGUUUACUCAGAUUGACAUAGAGAUGUCUUUUGUGGACCAAACUGGGAUCCAGAGUCUAAUUGAGGGUCUGCUCCAGUAUUCCUGGCCCAAGGACAAAGAUCCUGUAGUUGUUCCAUUCCCUUCUAUGACUUUUGCUGAGGCGUUAUCCACUUACGGGACUGAUAAACCUGAUACUCGCUUUGGGAUGAAGAUUGUAGAUAUUAGUGAUGUGUUCAGAAACACAAAGAUUGGAUUUCUUCAAGAUGUACUUAAUAAGCCCCAAGGAACCAUCAAAGCCAUAUGUAUCCCUGAAGGAGCAAAGUACUUACAAAGGAAAGACAUUGAGACCAUUAGAAAAUUUGCAACUGAACAAUUUAAUCAGGAAGUCUUACCUGUUUUCCUGAAAGCCAAUAGAAACUGGAAUUCUCCAGUUGCUAAAUCCAUAAUGGAGGAGCAAAGAUUGGGACUAAUCAGACUACUGGAAAUUCAAGAGGAAGAUGUGGUUCUCUUAACUGCCGGAGAGCACAAGGAAACGUGCUCUUUAUUGGGAAAAUUACGACUGGAAUGUGCUGACCUUCUGGAAGCAAGAGGAGUGGUGCUCCGUGAUCCAGCUCUGUUCUCUUUUCUUUGGGUGGUAGAUUUCCCACUCUUCCUUCCCAAGGAGGAAAAUCCUGGAGAGCUGGAAUCAGCCCACCACCCUUUUACUGCUCCCCACCCCAGUGACAUCCACCUCUUAUACACUGAGCCUGAAAAGGUCCGUAGCCAACACUAUGACUUGGUUUUAAAUGGCAGUGAGAUAGGAGGUGGUUCUAUCCGAAUUCACAAUGCAGAGCUACAGCAUUAUGUCCUGGCAACAUUACUAAAGGAAGAUGUGAAAUUGCUCUCCCAUCUGCUCCAAGCUUUAGAUUAUGGAGCACCCCCUCAUGGAGGAAUCGCCUUAGGGUUAGACAGACUGAUAUGCCUUAUCACUGGAGCAGCAAGCAUCAGAGAUGUCAUAGCCUUCCCAAAGUCCUUCCAGGGACACGACCUCAUGAGCAAUGUCCCAGAUUACAUCCCUCCUGAAGAACUGAAGCCCUAUCAUAUCCAGGUCUCCAGGCCAGCAGACUCAGAAGCAGAAAAGAGCUUACUGAAUCAUCCACCCCAUCCAGAAACCUGAGCUUUUGAAUUCUGUCCUCCUUGCUUCCCUGGGGCUCAGAUUAGAUAGUGAGAAGCACUGUGAUCUGCCUCAGAUCGGACAAUCAGGUCUUUAAAUGGAAGGCAUCCAGACAACGUGAAGAAAUGAAGAAAACAGACAGAAUGUAGAUACAGAUAGAAGAUGUCCAAUUUUGACUUGAUAACACACACCGUUAGAGUUUUUUUUUUUUUUUUGGACUUUUUUGAAGUUUCUUUUUACUAGGAGAGGUGUAAAAGAUGGUCUUUGUUGGAGUAAUAUAAUGGCUUAGUGUUUUCUAAUCAUGUCUUUCACACCCGAGUAGUAGAUUGUUCACUUAGCCAGAGGUAAUCAAAUCAUGUGUGAAAUGUGGGAGAAUGCUUGCCUUUAGAUUGGUCAAGGAGCUCUGGUGGCACACUGGUUAAACACUCAGCUGCUAACCAGAAGGUUGUUAGCUCAAACCUACCUGCUCCAUGGAAGAAAGAUAUGGCUGUCUGCUUCCAUACAACCUUGGAAACUCAAUGGGGCAGUUCUGCUCUGCCCUAUAGGGUCACUAUGAGUCAGAAUUGACUCCCUGGCAGUGGGUUUAGAUUGGUCAGUUCAUUGAGGGGUCAAUCAGCCAGGCUUAUCAAGAGAAUCAUAAAAGCUUUAUAGUGGCACAUCUACUGUCAACCAAAGAUAGUGAGAAGCAUUGUGAUAUAAUGCAGAAAACAUCACUGAAAGGAGAGUCACAGCAUCUUACUAUUUCACCUUGAGCAAAUUACAUAAACCUCUCUGAGCCUCCCUUCCUGCUUAUGUAAAAUGUAAACAAUACUUGCCCUGGCUACCUCACAGGAACGUUGUUGUCAGAACCAGGAGAUAGUGUAUUCGGGAGAUAAUGUGAAAAAGCUUUGAAAAACUAUAAAAGUAUUACAUAAAUAUAAAUGAUGUUAUUAUCUGAUAGAUGUAUGUAGUAAAAGAAAACUAGUAUAUAAAUCAGUAAUUGUUUAUAUUUCUAUUUUUAAAGAUAAUCCUUAAUCCCUGAAUAAUAUUUUCCCUCAAUUUUAAGUAAUUGAAAACACUAAUUGACCCUAGAUCAACCUCAAAUAUAUUUAAAAAUGAACAUUUAAGCUCAUUACGAUUUAUUAUUAGGCUCUAAUAACACACGUUGUUGUUAACAUGCCGUCAAGUCGGUUCCAACUCACAGCAACCCUACGUACCAGAGAAUGAAACACUGCCUGGUCCUGUGCCAUCCUCACAAUCGCUGUUAUUAUUGAGCCCAUUGGUGCAGCCACUGUGUCAAUCCAUCUUGUUAAGGGUCUUCCUCUUGCGCUGACCCUAUACUUUACCAAGCAUGAUGUCCUUCUCCUGGGACUGAUCCCUGCUCACAGCAUGUCCAAAGUCUGUAAGACUCAGACUCAGUCUCCAUCCUUGCUUCUAAGGAGCAUUCUGGUUGUACUUCUUCUAAGACAGAUUUGUUCAUCCUUUUUGGCAGUCCAUGGCAUAUUCAGUAUUUGCCAACACCACAAAUUCAAAGGCAUCAAUUCUUCCUUGGUCUUCCUUAUUUAUUGUCUAGCUUUUGCAUGCAUAUGAUAAGACUGAAAAUACCAUGGCUUGGGUCAGGUGCACCUUAGUUUUCAAGGUGACAUCUCUGCUUUUCAACACUUUAAAGAGGUCCUUUGCAGCAGAUUUGCCCAAUGCAAUGUGUCUUUUGAUUUCUUGACUGCUGCUUCCAUGGGUGUUGAUUGUGGAUCCUAGUAAAAUGAAAUCCUUGACAACUUCAAUAUUUUCACCAUUUAUCAUGAUGUGGUUUAUUGGUCCAGUUGGGACGAUUUUUGUUUUCUUUAUGUUGAGGUACAAUCCAUACUGAAGGCUGUGGUCUUUGAUCUUCAUUAGUAAGUGCUUCAAGUCCUCUUCACUUUCAGCAAGCAAGGUUGUGUCAUCUGCAUAACGCAGGUUGUUAAUGAGUCUUCCUCCAAUCCUGAUGCCCUGUUCUUCAAGUAGUCCAGCUUCUCAGAUUAUUUGCUCAGCAUACAGAUUGAGUAACACACAUAAAAGCUUAUAAUUAACAAUUAUAAAUGGGAACAAGGUCUUGAUUAAUGAAUUUGCAGUUGUUUUUUUCUCUUUAAUCUUCACUUUUGUCUUGGCAUUCUUUUGAUUUAUAAUUUAUAAACACUUAAGGAUCAGUUUUAUAUUGUUACCUGUUUUUCUCAGUGAUCUAAGCAAUGCAGUACUAUAACCUUUUUCUGUUUGAAAAUAGCCAACAUCACAGGCAGGUCUAAUCCAUGACAUUUAAUGGGCUAUCAAGAAUAUAAAUGUCCUUAAAUUCACUCUAUGUUGCAAGUUCUCAGAAACAAGUAACUGCCAGCUACAAGAGCAAUAGCCAUUAUCACAGCUUUGUCUUAUGAACAAUCUUUGUCUUGAGAUGCUUCAAAUGAAUAGUCUGAUUGAAUUGUUUUAUGUUCUUCGGUUUUGGUUGAACAAUGGAUCUAUACAGUUGCUGUUUUUUUCCCCAAAUUCCCCUCUCUGAAGAACCAGAUCUAUCUGUGACACUGAUCACAUUUCUUGCUGCUGACAUUUUUGCUAAACCUAAUCCAUCAUAAGGAUGCUGCCUUAAGAUGCCACACAGCAACUGUCCCUUCUGCCUCUCAGCACUCACCUUCCUGCUCCUGACAACCAACAACCGUGCCAUCUACAAGCUCCUGCUCAGCAAAGUCACCUACCCAGAGGCCAACCUCAUUUACUACCUGUUCAAAGAGAGAAACAGAAGGACAUCCACCAUAAACAAGUACCACACCUAUGACAUGUCCUAAGCUGCCCCUUCCAAAACAUGACACUGGAAACAGCCUUCUGUAGACUAACUGGGUCCCCAAGCUAAAGGCCACUGAAACUUCCCUUCUGUCCUGUGAUUGUCCCCCAAGCAAGCCUACACCCCAUUUACUCCCAACCACAGGGAACUCUGUUCUAAGAUCCACCAUGUUUAUCAAAACCAAACUCGUUGCAAAAAAUAAACAAACCAAACCUAUUGCUCAUAGCAACCCUAUAGGACAGAGUAGAACUGCUCCAUAGGGCUUCGAAGGAGCAGCUGGUGGAUUCAAACUACCAGCCUUUUGGUUAGCAGCCGUGGCUCACUGUAGCACACUCCAUAAGAUCUCCAUUUGAGGGGAACUUGCCCUUUUCUGCAAAAUAAGCCACAUUCCCAGAAGUCACUGAGAAGGGGACAGAGAUUGGUGAUAAGAUCAUCCAACUCAGUCAUUUGAUGUAGGGAAGCUCAGUGUCAGGGAAUGUGCUUAAAGGUAGGAGUGCUGGUUCUACCCCAGCUUUGCCUCUAACAGAGCCCUUCCCAACUCUCGGCCUCAAUUUCUCAUUGGUUCCAUGACAAGGUGGGACUCCACAGUCCCUCCAACUUCAGGAUUGAUUCUCUAUCCCACAAACUGAGGAAAUCAGCAAGACCAGGAGGAGUUACUCUGAGUUAAGUAAGAAAUGGAAGGAUUACACAGACGAGGUGGGAAUAUUUUAAUGUUCUAUGGAAGUUUAUUCCUGGAAGUGUAGAUUUGAGGUUAAGGCUCCAGGUUCACUGAAAAUGCCAAUGUGCCUCAGGAUUAUGGGGUUUAUUAGGGAAGUGACAGGUUACAAUUCAGGAUCAGAAACAACUCAGAAUACAGUUCUUUGAUCAGGACAGCUUCUCUUCAGCCAUGCCUGCAGGGAGGCUUCUCUCUGGCCCUCAGCCUCUCAGCCCCUUGGCCCUUCCUCUGUACUACUUGAGCAAGUGUUACAAAACUCCAGCUCCGCAGAUAAGUGCCUAGAGGCACCCUAUUCCACCAGUAAGCCUCAGCCCAAAGGCGCUCAGCUCUCUUGCUCCAUGGGUUGCGUCAGUGAGCUUAGCUUCGCCAAGUGUCCAGAGGCACCCCCCUCCACCAGCAAACCUCCUGCCCAAAGGCAUUCGGCUUUCUCACUGUGUGCCAGGAAGCCCACUGUGCCAUCUCCUGGUUCUGCUUCCUCUGCUACUGCCAUUUCUCGGCCACUGCUUCUCACAAUCUCCAAUGUUACAGCUCUGUCUCCUGCAUCUAAGAGGUUCUCAGUGCAGGGAUCCUGGGUCCAAAGGAUGUGCUCUUCUCCUAGCUCUCCUUUCUUGGUGGUGGUGAGGGCCCCCUUUCUGCCUCUGGAAUGGCUCAUUUUAAGCCUAGCAGGAUGGCAAAACUGAUCAAUCCCUUUGUUAGGGUUCCAUACACCUUAUUUGCACGAUCCCACAAGGGUGCCAUGUAUCUUAUUUGUGUUAUUACCAAGCUAUCCAAUCCCCUUGAUGGGCCACAAGCACCUUAUUUGCAUAGUCCCACCCAGUCAUCUAGUGGGAGUCAUAAGACCAUGAAGAGAAAGGCCAUAUAAAAGUCACACUACACCAGAUACCAAGAAUUAUUAUAAAGCUAUAGUGAUAAACAUAGUACCAGUGCAAGGACAGACAAGUUGAUCAGUGAAACAGAGAUAGAAACAGACGUUUGUAUAUAUGGAAAUUUGAUCACUGAGAUGAUGGAUACUUGCGGGACACAUUAUAUAAACACGUCAUUUGCCCAUGUCUUAGCAGUCAUCUAGAAAACCACCCAGACGUGGUUUUGAGGUGAGUCUAAAUACACAGUUUAGAAUUCGUUUGCCUGAAGACUCUACAGUAAAUCAAGGGCAGAAGCCUCAUUGCUAGACCUGUCCUUAAUUGUUCCGUAUCUAGUGGGACUGAGUUUGACCAAUUACCUAAUAGCUCAGUUAUACAAAGUACAUCAGAGCCUCGGAUUCUAUGCCUGGAAGAAAAGCAGCAAGACCCUGUAAAACAAGAACAAGUAAAUCAAGAUGUGUGAAAAACUUGCUGUCGUUACCUUCAGAGAACACCAAAUUUCUUUAAAGACUUUGUUCUCACUGUCAUGAGAAACAUUAUUUUGUUAUGGCGUAAAAGGCGUUUUUUCCACCAUACUACCCUGGGUGGUGCAACUGUUUAAGCGCUGGACUAUUAACCAAAAGGUUGGCUGUUCAAACCCACUCAGUGGCACCUUGGAAGUAAAGCCUGGCUACCUGCUUCUGAAAGGUCACAGCCUUGAAAACCCUACGGAGUACAGUUUUACUGUGUACACAUGGGCUCAUCAUGAGUUAGAAUCAACUCAAUAGGAACAACAGCCACACCCAAUACUUGUUAGGUGCCAUCAAGUCAGUCCUGACUCAGCGACCCCAUGUGCAACAGAACAAAACGUUACCUGAUCCUGAACCAUCCUCACAAUCAUUGCUAUACUUGACCUCAUUGCUGGAGCCACUCUUUCAAUCCAUCUUGACGAAGAGGGUUUUCUCUUUUUCAUUGAUUCUCUACGUUAUGCAUGAUGUCCUUCUCCAGGGAUUGGUCCCUCCAAAGUGAGACAAAAGUCUUGCCAUCCUCGCUUCUAAGGAACAUUCUGGCUGUACUUCUCCCAAGACAUAUUUGUUCAUUCUUCUGGAAAUCCAUGGUAUACUCAAUAUUUAAACCUUAAAAAUGAGUAAGGCCAUCUUGCACUAAAGAAUAAACAGCCUGAAAACAGAAAAAAAAAAAAAAAGCCUAUUCUUUAGCCUUACAGUGUCUCAGGUCCUUUCUUCAGGAUUGUGAGGAACAGGUAUGUUAUAUAUUAAAGCACUUAGUAUAGUUUUUGACAUAUAAGAAGUACCACAUAAAGGUAGCUAUUACUAGCGUGUAAUAAUCCUUUACCCAGUCAUUUUUCCAAAGCUUAAAAAUAGUGUGGUGGGGGCAUCUGACCUCCUCUAACUUCACAAGGAUUAAGAAUCACCAUAAACAUCAGCUCAAGGCUGAUUCCUAUGAGGUGGAGGUCAAACAUUACCCUCCACCCUCCAACCUUUUUACCAGUUCUCACACCAGCAGUCCCACUGUUAGCUCUACCUUCAAAAUAAUCAGCAUCCGACAACUUUUCAGGCCUCCACUGUUUCAGAACAUCUGCUGUAAAUACAGCAAUAGCUUCCUAACGAUCUUCCUGCUUCCAUCCUGCCCCUCAGCAGUCUAGGCUUUUAAAAAACACAGAUCAUGUCACCCCUCUGCUCAAAACCUUCCAGUUGUUUGAGGAAUUCCAGGAGAAAAGCCAGAGUCCUGACAAUGGCCUAUAAGGCUUGCUAGACUGUUUCCUCCUGCUCAGCUCCCUCCCUCUGCUCCAACCACAGUUCUUGCUAUUCCUGGUUCUCAACAGACAUCAUUCCACAUCCAGGCAAUUUUUUUCGUGAUUGUUGCAUUGUUCACUCCCUAAUAACCUCAGAUGGCCCCUUCUCAGCGAAGAUUCCCAAAAACCAUAUUCAAGUGUACCAAACCAAACCCACUGCUGUCAAUUCACAGUGACCUAUGAAACAAAGUACAACUGCCCCAUAGGGUUUCCGAGACUGUCAGUGUUUCCAGAAGCAGACUGCCACAUCCUUCUCCCACGGUGUGGCUGUGGGUUCAACACAGUUAGCAGCUGACUGCUUAACUAUUGCGCCACCAGGCCUCCUUCUGUUCAAGCCUUAAGUCCCUGCUUUUUUCUGUGUAGCACUUAUAUCCUAUGCUUUGUGUUUGUCCCAAGGCCAGACAUUUUGUGUACAUUGCUAGCUAUAUCUAAUCCCAACACAUAUGGGUGCUCAAUAUUUAUUGGGUUAAUUAUUAAAUAACUGGCCAAUACACGCUACUGUGGAAUAAAGGCUAGGCAAACUGCUUCCAUAAGUAUCACACCCACGUAAACCUUUUGUACUUUGACAACACACUAAAGCUCCCAAAACCCAAGACAAGACUGAGGAACCAUCACAGAUUUGAGAAUAAGGACAACUAAAUGCAACGUGGCAACCUAGAUCUUGGAACAAAAAAAUGACAUGGAUAAAACCUGAAAAAAUUCUAUAGUUGAUUUAAUAUUGUACCAAGUGUAACUUACUAAUUUUGAUAAAUGUCCUAUGAUCAUAUAAGAUGAAACCCUUAAUUUUCCAGAUCUCUUAAGUCUGACCUAUUAGAGUUUAUCAGUAUGUCAAAACUGAAAUAAAACACUUAAAAAACCCUGUGGAACAGUUUAUCACAUGGGUCACCGUGAGGCAGGGGGCCAACUUCAAAGUGGCCAACCUGACAGCAGCCAACACUUGCCAAGCUCUGGAGGAGCUGGGGGGACAUUGUGGUACCUGCCCAGGAGGAGCAUCUAGUCUGAUGAUAAUUUACAGCUUAUAUUGACAUGGGGUAAUUACAGAGGCCCUGAACCUAACCUUACUGAUAGGAAAGGCCUCCUGAAACAGAUACUCCCUCAGAUGUUGGCAGCUGUUGGUUUGUACCAGUUUUUAAAUAAGAUGGCUUGGGAUAAAUAGGUAAUUUAGUCAGUACAACAUGCCAAACCAGAUUAAUACUUGGAGAAAGCAUGAAAUUUUCAAGUGUAGGUAGUUUCAAGAGCAGAGAAAGCCCCUUUGAAAUGGCUAAACCUACAGCUUUGCAAAUUAGAAAUUAUCUUAAAAGCUGUGAAAUGGCAAAUGAAGGACAGGCACCAACUUUAAUUCUCAACCAGUGCCCAAGUCUGUGAUGCUCCCCUACACACCAGUUGUCUUAAUCUGUCAACUAGACUUUCCAUUUUAAGUAUACCAUUGGGACUUCACAGCACCACUUUAUGUGUAUACUUAUUCAACCGCCCAUACAAUCAAGGUUGCACUGAAGUACAGCAUCUCAAGAAAUGAGAAAGGGUAUAGUCAUUUCUCUGGAUAAAAUGUACUUUCAAGCAGACAUUCUGUGAAGAUUUAUGUAAUAAAUGCUUUUAAUUGGAAGCAACUGCUAUUGGGUCUUAAUGACUUAUCAGUUGGGUAAACAAUUAAGGUACCAAGACCCAAGUGAUACCCACGGAGACCUUUUUCCUACACAGCCCAAUUCAGUAUUGGGUAAUUUCCCUCCCUGAUAUAACUGAAAUAAGCACUCUUCCAGAUGUUUUACAGGAUGUUUUAUUAAAAUUACUCAAUAACAAAAAUAAAAACCAAACCCACUGCUGUCAAGUGAACUCUGACUCAAACAGGUUGCUUGCUCUUAUCCCAUGAGCAUUCCAUCCAUCCAACUGUCUGCAAAAAACAAAAGAUGCCAGUUUUAGUCACACAUCCAGAUUUCAACUUCAUUGCUGUUUGGGGUACACAGAAUAUCAGAUCUUAUCAUCAUCAAGUAAUCAGUAAGAGAGUUCAAGUUGGGGUGGAUCAUCAUGUAUUCUGUCCUAAAACCCAACAAUGCUGACAUCUUCAAGCCUCACCUUUCAAUGGGAAGAUUCAUGGUUGCUGUGGUCACCAUACAUCCUAGAAACAAAAAUUAUUUUAAUUGUGGCAAAAAAAUUUAGUGUGAUGCUUUCAUUAAUAAAGUAACCUCAGAAUUAAAAUGGAACGGUUUUUGAGUGAUAUCAUUCUAUUUCAUUUGGCAGAAUCAUUACAUCACUGGUUACUCUAAUACACACAUAGGCCAUAAAAAUUUCCACAAGGUAUUUAAACUAACCUGCGUUUCUCCAGAUGUGAACUUCAAAUCCUGAAAUUGAAACAGUCCUGAGUAAGACAUUUGUAUGAAAGUCAUUAUGGUCACCCAAGCCCGCUGACAGUUGUUUCUGAUUCACAGCAACACUGCGAGACAGAGCAGAACUGCCUCCAUAGGGUUUCCAUGGAGUGGCUGUUGGCAACCACUGUGCCAUCAAGCCUCUGUAGUAAACCAAAGUCCUGGCUAAAUUUCCCUUACAAAGGUAUAAACCUGAUUGUUUCAGCCAGAUACAUCAGAUAGGAGCGAAAGACGUAAGUGUUGUUCACCACUGUUAAGUCUGCUGAACUAUGUUAUCAUCAUUGUAUCGGCUUUAAUACCCAAUAAAUAUCUGAGACUACUGUACCUUUGGCUCAAAACUCCUUGUUCCAUCCGCUGCAGCAAAAAGCUGACUCUACACACCUGCAGAAAUGUAGUCAAAGUUUAGUAACUGGUAACAAUAAAUAAAUGUCUAAGAUUUUUUUUUGAAAUACUGUUUCAGUUUUAAAAAAUUACUCUUCAUCCUCUUUCAGAGAGAUUCCCAUUAUUUAAAAACAUCAUCAACAGUAUAUUGCCUAAAGAUACACAAAAAUCAAUAAAAUACAUACCUUUUAAAGGUUUCCACAACCUGCACCUGAAAAAAGGGUAUUUCUUUAAAUACACAGCUGUUAAAUCCUAAAACUCGUUUACUUUGCAAUGUCUCCUCCACCAUUUGGCUCAAGAAAAACGCUCCCUCUUCUAUAGGGUCGCUAUAAAUCGGAAUUGACUCAAUGGCAGUGGGUUAGGUUUUUUGUUUUUUUUUUUGGUUUUCCCUUAAAACAGUCAAGACCAGCACAUUUCACAAACAAUGUUAAGAUGCCAGGUGUGAAAUGGCGUAUGUCCUUACCCAAGCAGGUCAUCCACGGAUAAAAAUGUAUACCGCAGCUAAAACAGAAAGAGAUAUUACAUUACAAUGCUAAUCAUCAUUAAAUUCCUCAGAAUUAUUUAGCACACAGGGUUCUUCAGUGUUAAAUUUGUCUACAUGCUCAUUUCAGGUCAGACAUUUGAUUAACAUCAUUGUAAACCCUGUUAAACGCAUGCUCAAAGAGCACUUCAAGUUAACACUCGCUAACCAAACUUUUAAAAACUAUUAAACCAUAAUUAAUAGUUUAAAAAUUAACAGUUUAGUUAAGUGUAAGUCUUGAGCCUGUACUCACCAAGAAAUAAACCUCGUCCAGUCAAGUCGACGACUCAGGUCCUCCUGGCAAAUAAAAAAUGGUUUUUAUAAUAGCUAAAUAUAGUUUUUUUGUUCUAAAAAUGUAACAAAUGCCUGAAAUCAGUUAGAGCUAAUAAUUAAGACCUUCACAUUUAGUCAGUAUUUGCUUAUCAUCAUUCAGGCUUAUAUUUACAGUUAACAGGACAAGUAUCUGACACAAUCAUUUCACGUUAGCAUUGCUUUCAGUGCCAAAAAAAAACUUGUGGGCCAUACUUUGUCAUGUUUGCCAAGUUAUCUAUGUUUAUUUGCAUUAUAACUUUACUUACCUUUUGACUUUCAGCUGUUCAUCAACUCUCUACAAAAAAUGGAAAAAAUGUUUAAUACCGGUAGUUUUUAUUUUAGAAACCCUGGUGGCACAGUGGGUAAGUGCUAACAGAAAGAUCAGUUCAAUCCAACCAGCUGCUCCCUGGAGAAAGAUGUGGCAAUCUACACUUCCGUAAAGAUUUACAACCUUGGAGACCUUAAGGGGCAGUUCCACCAUCUUAUGUGGUCACUGUAUCAACGGGAUGGCAAUGGGUUUGGUUUUGGGUUUUGAUUAUCUUAUUAGCAGUAAAUCAGUUUCACUAAUGCCAGAUACAUCAGACAAGUGAUAAAUCUCUUCAUGCAAUCUGCUGAACUAUGCAGUCAUCACAGUAUCUGUUUCUUCCAGUUUCCCAGCGUUAAACGUAAACCAUUCCAAUGCACUCACCUCCCUUUUACUAAACAACUGAAAUAAUGGGUGAAUAUAAACUACCAAAGGACAUACAAAAAAAGUCUCACCUCUUUGCCCACGGCCAGAGUUUAAGGCUCUUUAAGACCUGGGAAGAAGGGUUUCGUGUUAACACAAGUGUAAUCUCUAUAUCCCCCGAACACCGUUAAGGGUGCCUCAGUUUAUUAGAUAUUGGUGGUAAUAACUCUCAUCACUCUCAAGGUCAAGAGUAGCAAAUAAAACGUCAUCACAGUGGCACUGACUUUCAACCAAAAAAUUACUUUUGUUAUGCAAUUUCACUACCUCACCUUAUCAAUUGUUCUCAUCCUUCGGCACAUUAACUGCAAAACAAAAAUAUUCAAUAUAUUAAAAAAAAAUCCUGUUCGCCCAGAUUACAUCAAUUACUUAAGUACUAAGCCUCAGCACAGAAUUUUUCAGAAAUUUCUUCUGUCCACUACUCUUACACCAUCACAGGCUUGAUACCUCUAGGCAACGUAUUUCUUACUUCCCACAGUACUCCCUCCUAGUUCACUUACCUGACUGGAAGAUCCCAUCAAAGGCAGCAUUGCAUGCGUGACCAGGCCUAUUCCAAGGAAAAAAAUAACGGAUCUUUAAAAAUUUUACCAAGAAUUACCCUUAAAGCUUAUUCCUUAUUUUGGAGUCAUUUAUGCAGGCAAGUUGGGUUCCCCAAAAAUUCCGUUUCACGCUAGUAAAGAAUACAUACGACUCGUUAUAAGGGAGCAGUGCACCAAGGUCAAGAACUACUGAACCUCAUACUGGUGGACUGCAAACAGCCAUUAAGUGAGCCACGCGGACUACCGCAAUCUUCCACCUUUCCGAGGGUGAGCCGCUGAGGCUCAGGCCUCCGAUACAAACUCGAGUUGCCCGGCAUGCACUGCCAUCAGAGAAGUUGGCAUUCAUCAAGUCUCAGAUGUCCCUACCAACACAGGUUUCAUCACAGGAAGGGCACGCGAGCAAAAGGCCUCUCUGCAAACCACCCAACAAACCGAGUAAUUUAGGUCGCACCCAUACCCAAGGCGUAAUCCUGAACCACGCGAAUCUUCGGGAGCCGGCAAAGCUCGCGCCUGGCCUAGAAAAUGGGACCUUAAUUGUUAAGGGCUGGUGACCAAGACUCAGACCAAAAUCCUGUAAGCGACCACCCAAAAACAACUACACCUAC